This is a messenger RNA of Penicillium lagena, 438 nucleotides long. RefSeq lists its product as uncharacterized. Bases 1 to 438 code for a protein of 145 amino acids. The record is from RefSeq and is a predicted model, not a curated record. The transcript has 2 exons. NCBI's taxonomy places the organism in Eukaryota, Fungi, Ascomycota, Eurotiomycetes, Eurotiales, Aspergillaceae. Gene Ontology annotation, biological process: transmembrane transport. Gene Ontology annotation, molecular function: transmembrane transporter activity.
AUGGCUCCGAAUCUGUUUCCCCAGAAGCACGAAUCUUCUGAUGUUUUACAGUAUUCUAUCUACCAAUCUUCAAUUGACUAUACUGUCGCUGCUUAUGGAGAGUAUGCGGCGUCUGCUACAGCAGGUAACGACUUUACACGAGACUUUCUUGCUGGAAUUGCAGCCAUGUAUUCCACUCCGAUGUUCGAGAACAUUGGCCAUAAGUUCCCAUAUGAAUAUGCGUCAACAAUCCUUGCUUGCGUCGCAGUACUUGUCACGGCACCGAUCUACUUAUUCUAUCGCAAUGGUCCCGCAAUUCGUGAACGGUCGCCGUUUGCCAAACAAAUGAUGGAGGUCACAAGAAAGCGUCGGCUAUCUCAAGCCGCUCAUGACGAGAAGGCGGGACAUCAAAAUACCCACCUAGAGGACGUCCGUGCAGACGUCGAAUCUGCCCAUUGA